Chara braunii is the source of this 3426-nucleotide messenger RNA. Lineage: Eukaryota; Viridiplantae; Streptophyta; Charophyceae; Charales; Characeae. The record is from the annotation of a GenBank genome assembly.
CGUCGUUCCCGAGUUGUCUCUUGAAGAUAUUUUUUAGAUAAACUCCUGCGUGACAUGGCCAGGAGGGCCCUCGUUUGCACGCGAGGGCCGAUGCGCUCGACACCGGGACACGAGGACGUGCCAGAGUUCCAUCCAAGCACUCCUGCGAGGAUGGUGGACUGACUGCGACUAGUAGGCAAGGGACAGGUGCCUGCAAUGGAGGUUCUGAAGGAGGAGGGUCCUUCAAAGAGGAAGGAUGGAGGAGCUGAUCCAGCUGCCACCCAAGCUGGAAAGAGGCUUCGCCAGCAGAAGGUGACUGAGGUCUACGGUGGCGUGUGGGUUGCUCGCCACAAGAAGGUUUUCCUUCAAUGGCUUUAUUCCAGCAGGGUCUCCUUCAAUGCCUUUCGCAACGAGGCAUGGAAGGCAUAUCAACAGGUGCUUCUUGAGCAGCCUGGCAGUUCGCCGCGCGCUGUGCUCCCCAGCCACAGCGAGAUUGCGAGCAUGCAGGCGGUGGAGACCCACUGUGCGGAGUUGGCGGAGGAAUUGGAGGAGGUGAGGCAACCAUUCCGGGUGACUGGUGCCACCAUCCUCUCAAACGGGAAGAAAUCACGAGACGGGAGACCGAUCGUGAAUUUCCUUGUCGCAGGCUCGCGAGGGGUCGUCAUGUACAUGACGAUCAAUCGAGAGGGGGAGCCGGACGAUGCAGAGCACGUCCUUUGGAGAUGGGUCACCAUCUUCCGCGAGUUCAGGUUCGGUGGACCGCAGCGGGUCAAUGCGAUAUGCAUUGACUCCGCUUCCGCGUAUGUGGGGGCUGCAAAGGCAAUGACCUCGCCGACCAUGCCUCUUGCACUGAGGAGGAUCACUUGGCUCCCAUGCUCCAUCCAUGUCUGCAACAAAUUGUUGUCAGACAUGGUGACGAGUUGCGACGCGUUUGUGGACAUGAUCACACGCGCUCGUAUCAACUGGGAUCCUUGGUGGCAGAGGGUGGCCACCAUCGUCCAUAUCAUGGAGCCCGUCAUGCAAUUGCUUAGGCGGAUGGAUCGUGGAGGGCAGUUCAUGUCGCUCAUGGUCGAGUGGGCACACGAUCUUGUCCACCGUGUGAAGGACGCAUGCGCUCCUUUGGGCCAGUCCUUUGCGGACUGGAUCAUCAGGCGUGUGCAGACCCCCACACAUCACAUGCUUGAGUCGGCUCACUGCGUCGGGUUCUUACUGAACCCCCGCACGCGACAUGUUCGCUACUUUCCAGGCGAGGUGGAGGAUUACCAUGCUUGGCUUGUGAGGCAAACCAAGAGGUACAUUCUGACGCAGACGGGUUUCGAGUUCGACGGUGCGGAUUACAUCGUUGCCUGUCGGCAAUUUGAGGACUUCCAUAUGCAGCAGGGCAGGUUUGGUGGUUGGGGCGGGGCGGAGGGGCGUGCUCGUGGGCGCGCGUGUAGCGGUGACGCCGAGACGACUGAGUGCACGUCUUGGUGGUCCCAGUACGGGCUGGCGCUCCUGAGUUGCAACGGCGGGGAUGAGGACUCCUACUCCGACGAGGCGAGAGUCGUCCAUUCCGCCACCUCCUGCUCCGAGUCCUGCACCACCAUCGCCCGUCUUGCCACUUCAACCGGCCACUACAACGGCGGAGACGGAGGAGUUGGCAUCCUCCUUGUCUUAGCACGUACUUUUGCAGAGAUCUACGACGAUUCGCCAACUGAGGUUACAAUCACCUUCCCCGGAGGUCUUGCAGGAGGAGGUUGGCCACAGUGCCACUCCGACGGACAGGGGGGGACAACGGCAGCGGAGGAGGAGGUCACGACAACAACAACGGCGGAGGGGGAGGUAGCAACAGCGGAUGAGGAGGUACCAGCAGUGGCGACGGGGGAGGAGGUGCCAGCUGGAGCAGCAGUGGAGGGGGAGGAGGAGGUAGUGCCAGCGGUGGUGGUGUCAGACGUCGAUAUGGAGCAUGAUGGUGCGGACGCCACUGGGGGCGGUCACGACGCCGAGGAGCACCUCAUGCAGCAGUUUCUCAUGGAGGAGCUCGAUCCAGUCGUGGGCGGUUUCACCCCGGGUGUGGCAAGGGGGCUGGGGAUGUCUCCUCACACAGGGUGGGCGGGUUCAGAGAUGGGGACCCAUUUCGACUUUGACAUGUCGAUGGGCGCUCCCCCUACUUGCAGCGGGACGGCAUCGACAGAUCGGGCGCCAUCGAGGGACGAGGCAGCAGGCGAGAUGGGGUCGCAGACCCCGAGAGAGAGGAUGGCGGCGAAGUCCCAAGAUACGGCACACGACAUCAUGGAGCGAGAGAGGGCUCGACUUAUGGCAUCCAGCAACCCACGUGCUCAGGCGUUCGCACGGGCCUUGGAGGAGCGCAGGCGUCGAGAGAUAGGGAGAGAUGGUGGGCAGGGUGGGGUGGUGGUGGGGGCGGACGUUAUGAAGGGAGUGGCAGCAAAGGCGGUGGAUGAGGCUAUGGAGGGUGGACCACAGGCGGUGGAUGAGGUCGUGGAGAAUGGAUAUGGGCGAGAUGGGAGGGCUGGCGACGCACGACCCGUAGUUCAUGAGAUAGUGACGGAUCUAGUUGUCCCGUCCUCCGGCCUGCACUUGGUCGAGGCCCGACGGUCGCAGCCGGCUGAGGUGGCAGUGCAUGAUGUGCCACCUGUUAUUAUCACGGAUUUGGGGUCCGAGCCGAUGCGAGGUCGCGGCGGAGGAGUGUCCACCUCGACCUUGGACCACGCUUUGAGAGCAGCGACGCGUGUCGUGCAUGAUCAGACUCCACGCAAGCAUGGAGUGCCUCGUCCACGCUCCGUACCUGUAGAGGGAGGUGCUGCACUCGGAGAGUCUUCGGGGGCAGGGGGGUUGGGGAUGCCUCGUGGAUCCUGCCGUCAGGACACGGUCGCACAGGCUAGCACGAGGGUCGUUCUGGUGAGGAAGGGAGGCAGCCCUGUCACCAUCGAGGAGGAUGAUCCUGAGACGGCACCGACAGUGCGGGAGGAGGACGAGGACUAUGAGGGUGAGGAGGAGAGUGAGGAGGAGGAGAGCGAGAGUGGCGAUAGUGGUGACGACGACGAAGAUGAUGAUGAGCCCCCACCUCCCCCACCGAUGCGUGCAUCGAGACGCUCCGCUGCACAGACGUCUUCAUCCGCACGAGGGAAGAGGAGGUCGACAUCUGACACUCGAGGGGGUACGAGGAGGCAGAGCGGGAAGGGGAAGAGGGGUCGGUAACCGUGAGGCCAGCAGUCCGCUUUCCCCUACUUGCACGCGACUUCGUCAUAUUAUGUGGUCCUGUUUUUUUGGUCGUGCUGUCUUACCUUGUCAGGUAGUCACUGGUAGUGUGCGUGCUGUAGUUGUUGUUUUCUUCAUGUUUUGUGUGUCAUCUGUACAGUAGCGUUGGUCGUAGUAGAGUAUCUCGCCACCGCUGACACGACUUGUAGAGUACUAUUUUUCUAUUAUUCGGUAUGUGGCACUAGUCGC